CUGCGGUUGCUCGGGGAGGUGGAGCCUGGGGCCACCCCCGCGGGCAGGUGCCGGAUGGCGGCGGGGACCCUCGCCCCCCGCCCUCCCGAUUCCCUGCAGGAAUUCCAGUAUCCCCCCCAAAACAGCCCCCCCUCCACCGGGGGGGUGCCCCCGGCCACCGACCUGGUGCUGGGGGCCACGGCCGGCUGCCUGGCCUGCUUCCUCACCAACCCGCUGGAGGUGGUGAAGACGCGGCUGCAGCUGCAGGGCGAGCUGCAGCCCCCGGGCACGUACCCGCGGCCGUACCGCGGGGUGCUGCGGGCGGCCGUGGCCGUGUGCCGGGCGGACGGGCUGCGGGGGCUGCAGAAGGGGCUGGCGGCCGGGCUGCUCUACCAGGGGCUCAUGAACGGCGUCCGCUUCUACUGCUACUCGCACGCCGAGGACGCCGGCUGGACCGGGUAUCCCGGCGGGACCGUGGCCGCCGGGGCCGUGGCCGGGGCGGUGGGAGCCAUCGUGGGCAGCCCCGCGUACCUGGUCAAGACCCACCUCCAAGCCCAGACACUGUCGGCCAUGGCCGUGGGCCACCAGCACAACCAUGAGAGCAUCUCCGGCGCUUUCAAGAGCAUCUACCAGCAGCACGGGGUGGUGGGGCUGUGGCGGGGGGUGACGGGCGCCGUGCCCCGCGUGGCCGUGGGCUCGGCCGUGCAGCUCGCCACCUUCGCCUCGGCCAAGGACUGGGUCUGCGAGCGCCAGUGGUUCAGGAAGGGCAGCUGGGCGGCGGUGCUGGCGGGGGGCAUGGUGAGUGGUGUGGCUGUGGCUGUGACAAUGACACCUUUUGACACGAUCAGCACGCGUCUCUACAACCAGCCCGUGGACGCCGACGGCACGGGCAAGCUCUACCGAGGGUUUUUGGAUUGUAUCCUGCAAAUCUCCAGCAAAGAGGGGCUGCUAGGCUUGUACAAGGGCCUCGGCGCCGUCUACCUCCGCCUCGGCCCCCACACCGUGCUCAGCCUCUUCUUUUGGGACAAGCUCAGGAACAUGGUUCAGCACUAGCAGCCCCCAGGGCUGUAGGACAGACUCCUGCCACCACCACCGAUGUUAAUAAAGAGGUUUUUCUAUU
Molecule: messenger RNA, 1099 nt
Organism: Melospiza melodia melodia
Lineage: Eukaryota; Metazoa; Chordata; Aves; Passeriformes; Passerellidae
Gene: SLC25A34
Product: solute carrier family 25 member 34
Exons: 5
Coding region: 55-1032 (325 amino acids)
Source: RefSeq, a predicted model, not a curated record